Molecule: messenger RNA, 507 nt
Organism: Ogataea parapolymorpha DL-1
Lineage: Eukaryota; Fungi; Ascomycota; Pichiomycetes; Pichiales; Pichiaceae
Exons: 1
Coding region: 1-507 (168 amino acids)
Biological process (GO): translation
Cellular component (GO): mitochondrial large ribosomal subunit
Molecular function (GO): structural constituent of ribosome
Source: RefSeq, a predicted model, not a curated record
AUGUCUCUUGCAAUCGCUCAUCCGCUGGCCGGUCUCGCCGCCAGACUCGCCCUGCCAGCUGUGCCGGCCCUCUCGAACGCACUGUGGGCCCCAGCAGAGUCGUUCCUCGACCGCCUGCGCAACAAACUGCCUUCCAAACUACUUCCGUCGUUCCUAGACAACGGUCUCGUUUUGGCAGCCCCAAAGAAGAAAACGUCCCACAUGAAGCGCCGGCUGCGCCUUUACACGCCGGGAAGCAAGCAGAUCAAGCCCAACCACAACCUUAAUCGGUGUCCGUCGUGCGGAAACUACAAAAGAUCGCAUUUCCUGUGCAUGUCUUGCUUUUUUGAGAUCAAACAGCUAUGGAGCGAGCAGGCCGGGAAACCGCCUGUGUACAAGGAGGAGUUUGCCAAUCCUGCCGAUGAGCGGGUGCUAUAUCCAAAGACGUAUGAGCGUCCGCACGUUAAGAAGCUGCGGCUGAAGGAAUACGUCGAGAAACGUCCGAAGCCGCUGCCUGUUGAGAAAUAA